GUCCCCAAGAGAUCACCGUAGCGAGAUCGCUUUCCUCCUUGCCGAACCCAGCCCGUCGUCGAUCUCCUUCAUUCCCUUCAUUCCCUCCUCCAAACCAUACUGUAAAGAUGCAGGUCGAUCCACCCGCCGGUGCACAGUCCACGGACGCCCCCAUGACCAGCAAGGAUUAUUAUUUUGACUCUUAUGCUCACUUUGGGAUCCAUGAGGAGAUGUUGAAGGAUGAAGUUCGUACGCUCAGCUACCGUAAUGCCAUUUACCAAAACCAGCAUCUUUUCAAGGACAAGGUUGUUCUUGAUGUGGGUUGUGGAACUGGCAUUCUCUGCAUGUUUGCAGCAAAGGCGGGAGCAAAGCUGGUCAUUGGUGUCGAUAUGAGCAACAUUAUCCAUCAAGCCCGGAUCAUCGUCAAAGAUAACGGGUUUGAGGGAAAAAUUCAGCUCAUCCAGGGAAAGAUGGAGGAGGUGCAGUUGCCGGUGGAUAAGGUGGACAUUAUUGUCUCAGAGUGGAUGGGAUACGCCCUUUUGUACGAGUCCAUGCUCAACACCGUGUUGUACGCUCGGGACCGGUACCUUGCACCAGGGGGUCUCAUCUUCCCUGACAAGGCGACAAUGUACCUUAGUGCUAUAGAGGACGCGGAUUACAAGGAGGAAAAGAUUGGAUUCUGGGAUAGUGUAUACGGUUUCAAUAUGUCUCACAUUAAGCAAUUGGCCCUGCGAGAGCCGUUGGUGGAUACGGUGGAUGCAAAAGCAGUGGCGACCACGGCAUGCGCGUUCAGAAGUAUUGAUCUGUACACUGUCAAGAUUGAGGAUCUUGCGUUUGCGGUGCCGUUCGAGAUUACGGGAACACGGGACGACUACAUUCAUGCAUUCCUUUGUUACUUUGACAUUGACUUUACGGCAUGUCACAAACCCGUGCGAUUUUCGACUGGCCCCCAUGCACACUACACACACUGGAAACAGACUGUCUUUUACCUCCGCGACUACAUUACCAUUAAACAAGGCGAAACCAUUACUGGCAGAUUCUCGCUGGCUCCCAACGACAAGAACCCACGCGACUUGGACAUUGUCAUUGAUUUUGCGUUCCAAGGACAGUUGUCGUCUAUCCAAGACCGACACGAGUAUAAAAUGUGCUGAAAUGUUUUAAUGUACAGAAUGGGGGUAUUGUUUUUUCUCUAUUUUACCUGCAUAUAAAGUAUUUAUCAUUGUUGGAUUACGGAUACAUACUUUUUUUUUUGUGUAUUGGAGACUCGGGUGGUUUUGAGUAUCUGUUAUGUAGUGCAUUGGCAAAAACAAGGGCACCCAUUUGACCACCAUACAGUAUAUUACAAUGUGAAAGGGGAAUAAUUUACAAAUAUACACACAAGACAAAACCCGAUUACAGCCCACCCAACAGCUCGACAGCUUUCUCAAACUCUUUCUCGACCCUUUCGAAUUCCUUCUGCUUUGCUUCCCCCCGUUUCUUUGCCUCCACCAUCGCCUGUCGUCGCUUCUCUUUCACACUUGUUUGGGUCGAUAAUGCUGCUAGGA
Molecule: messenger RNA, 1523 nt
Organism: Spizellomyces punctatus DAOM BR117
Lineage: Eukaryota; Fungi; Chytridiomycota; Chytridiomycetes; Spizellomycetales; Spizellomycetaceae
Product: protein-arginine omega-N methyltransferase HMT1
Exons: 3
Coding region: 108-1130 (340 amino acids)
Biological process (GO): peptidyl-arginine methylation
Cellular component (GO): nucleus
Molecular function (GO): protein-arginine N-methyltransferase activity
Source: RefSeq, a predicted model, not a curated record